This is a messenger RNA of Aplosporella prunicola CBS 121167, 1284 nucleotides long. RefSeq lists its product as uncharacterized. Lineage: Eukaryota; Fungi; Ascomycota; Dothideomycetes; Botryosphaeriales; Aplosporellaceae. The record is from RefSeq and is a predicted model, not a curated record. The transcript is spliced from 2 exons. Bases 91 to 1248 code for a protein of 385 amino acids.
UUCUCACGCUAUCCUCAGCCUCAUCAUGAUUCCGUAUGUUAAUCGUUGGUGACCUACGCUCACGAACGGGCGUCUUUCCGUUGAUACCUUAUGUCCUCCGAAGAAGAGUCCCGGCGCAUAUUUUUCGCUUAUCGCACUGUUUUUACAGGCAAAAACGCUCGCUUGCGAAAAGCGAAACAUAUCCGUCGAGUAGCUCUUCAGCACUGGCCUAAACGGAAAGCUCUACUCCAGGGUUAUGGAUUUCGCAGGACUGUCCGUGUUCUUAAAACUCUUUUGACUUCUGGGAGGUUUGAAUCUCAAACAGCGACCAAUACAAGGCUCAAUAAUACUACCGUCAAGGAUACUCAAAAAUGCGACAAAAGCAUAAGAUUUACGAAGAGUGCGGUAGUACCUCAUGCCAGGCUGCUCCAACAAGAUAUGGACACAACAGACUACAAGAUUGAAAGCAUCAGUCAGGAAUCCCAAGGGAUUAAGGCCUCAAAAACACCGAUCAAAGGAGAAGACAACAUCUCUUUCUCUGUACAACGAAGCCAGUUCCCAUAUAAGAUUCAACAUGAUAUCCUAUCUGGAAUCCAAAAUAUUCUUGAGGAGUCUUGCUUCGAUUUCGCUAGACAGCGGCUUCCUACGGUACUCAGUGAACAGGGGUGGACAUGUGCAGCAGCGGGAGAACUGACAGCGUGGCUCUUUAUUUUUAAGAGGCAUUCUAAUUCUGAAAACCUCCCUUUCCAUAAUAGCACAUUCGACAGCAUAUCUUCGCACUUAAGGCAUCUACGCAAUACCGCAGUACACCGUACGCCGCUACCUACUGGAGAGCUAAUAAAUCUCCUUCAGUAUGCAGUAAAGCUCACGGACAUGCUACGAGAUCCUGUACGCACUCGAAAAUUACAGGAUCUUCUUACCCAAGUCCAGAGCCACCUCCACGAAAUGGAGCAGAAAAAGAUGCUGCUAGAAUCUGAAAUCAGUUCACAGCUAUUCCGAAUACAGAAGCAGCAGGAAGCGCUUGAUAUUAGAAAAAACUACCUUCUUGCCUAUGGUGCUGAAGAGGAAUCCCGCCUUACAAAUAUCGCGGGAGAACUGCUACAAGGAUUAAUUGAGCGGAUACACACAGUGAACAAUGAUUUUCAAAGCAACGGUGGAUGUCCCAAGGAAACCAAUGUAGACGGAGUUAUUUCUAGUCAUGAUCUCAGUUGGAAGGUGGAAGAAGAAGACAUUGAGAGUGACGAAGAGCGUUUAAUGUUAGAGCUUUAAUCAUGAAUUCUAGUUAAAUUUGGAUGAGUUCCUGGG